Molecule: messenger RNA, 2499 nt
Organism: Vicia faba (fava bean)
Lineage: Eukaryota; Viridiplantae; Streptophyta; Magnoliopsida; Fabales; Fabaceae
Source: the annotation of a GenBank genome assembly
AUGGAUGUAACCUUUUUUGAGAAUCAGCCAUAUUACCCCAAAGUUGGCAUUCAGGGGGAGAACACACAUCCAAUUGAAGUGGUAGAAUCCCAACUUUUGGAACUUGAGCUAACUGAACCCAAACUCACUGCAGAGGCAUCAAAACCUACACCUGAACCAAAUGAAAAUGCAACAGAAACUGCAGAACUUACAUGUGGACCAGAAGAAACUACGUUAGAAAAUACAGAGGAAAUUGCAGUAGAAACUGCAGCCCCUACAACAGAAACUGCAGCCCCUACAACAGAAACUGCACCAGGAAACAACAUGAAAGUGUACUCCAGGAAGAACAUGAAGGGAAUAGAGUCCUGCACAACUCCAAGGCAGAACCAAGAAACCUCCAAGACUCCAGAAAAUGGCGUUCCCUCAGGUAAUACUGCUCCUAACUCUGUGAAUGUUGAUAUUGAUAUUCCUAUUGCGUUGAGAAAAAAUGUAAGAUCCUGUACCAAACAUCUCAUUGAAAGAUUUGUAUCUUAUGGAAAAUUGUCCCAAAGUUACAAGACUUUUGUAACAGCUCUUGACAAUACACAUAUUCCAAGCAACAUCCAUGAGGCACUCCAAAAUUCUGAAUGGGCAGCAGCUGUAACGGAAGAGGUUCAGGCCUUAAUUAAGAAUGGCACUUGGGAAAUCACAAGCCUACCUGCAGGGAAGAAGCCGAAUCGUUACUACAUUUCUCCAGAUGUAACAUUCUUCGAAGAAAAGUUUUACUUCUCACCAUCCAGAGUUGACUCCCAUACUACUCAAGAAGUUUUUUCAAUUCCUUAUCUUGGUCCAUCACCUUCCCUUGUCCCAGAAUCAGUUUUGACUACUAAUAUUUCUGAAAAUUCUCCUCUUGAGCAAUUUCAAAGAUCACCCAUCGUAUACCAACGUCGUCCACGUGUUGCUAAUACAGAAUUGAAAGGCACUGAAAGACGAUAUGAAUCAUGUCCUGCACCAACAAAUGACCCUACUACAAACCUUCAUGAAGAAAAUCUUGAAUUGCCUAUGGCUCUUCGAACAGAUCAGCUGAGUGCAAAUCACUCGAUAGUCCUGUUCAUCCUUGAUUCCUCGUCCCUUCCAAGUCUAUCAUUGUCGGAAGCCUCCAUCUUAAACACACAUGCUUCCACCUUAGCAUCAGUGCCUCCACUUACACCUCUUGUGGACUCUUCUUUGCCUAAACUCCUCCCCGUGCUCCAACUUAGGCCUGCUAUAUUUUACUACACUCUUCUUGUUGCACUUUAUGGUCUACCUGUGAGUUUCAAAAUUUACCAAGACUGUUGGCCCUUGCUAGAGAAUCAGUUUAAGCAUGCUAUAAAAGAGAAUUAUCAGAAUCACUCUCACAAGUUUAAUCCUGAACUCAAUGCAAGACAGGUAAGAAGUCUGUUAGAAAUGUUUCGUGCAUUGGAUGUACCGACAAUUGUACCCAGACAUCCUGGCUUGAAUGAAAUACACUCUGCCUCAAUGUUGCAACUUCCACCAAGGAAUGGUGUGUUUCAUCAGACAUCAGGGGCAUGUCUUUCUGGAGAUUCAUAUUUGUCUAGGAUGUUUCCUACUCACGCUUCUAAGCUGAUGAGCCAUAGAUAUCUAAAUGGACUUGAGGAGCCUACUGGCUGGUCUGGAUCCAUUGCCACUCAGUCUUAUCCAUCCCAAGCUUCAAGAAAUCAGAUCCUUGCACUAGCUCAUGCUAAUACUCCAGAGGGAGCUUAUGAAACUAGGACUGUCAGCAGUCAUACUCCAUCACUGCCAUAUCCUCAAUACGCACAUGAGAAUUUCCUUAACCCGCAAGCUGAGUUUCAUUCAUUCCUCAGAAACGACAGUGGCCAUGCUCAGUCAAUGCAUAAUUCUCAGCGUGCACAGCUUAAUGUUUUACAUUCACAACCUGAAUUUUAUUCUUCCAUGAUGACUAUGGGUAGAAAUCAUACUCAACCCCUGCAACAUUCCCAACAUCAACAUCUCAAUGUCGUCCAUACACGGGCUCAAUUUCAUUCUUCCACAGUGACUGUGGGUAGUAUAAAUAGUCAUGAUCAAUCUCUGCAAUAUUCUCAACAGGCACACCUUAAUCAUAAUGUCUUACUUCCGCCACAUGAGUUUCAUUCUUCUAUGAUGACGGGCAGCAGUUAUACCCAAUCACUGCAAGAUUCUCCACCACCACCUGGUUUUGAGCCCCCAGUGGAAAAUGUGAGCCGCAGUCAUGCCCAAAUGCCGUGGGAUCCUCACAGUACUCAUCAGAAUAUCCAAAACCCGCAACCUGACUAUUAUUCCUCUGCAACAAAUGUGAGCAGCAGUUAUGGUCAAUCAUUUCUUGGUGCUCAGCACACAUAUCUGGAAGCUCAAAAUCGACAGCCUGAUUACGGUUCAUCGGUGAAUAUGAACCAUACCAAUGUCGUGAUGCAAUCACAUGCUACAUCUCCAUAUGUUCCUCAACAUGUUAUAUCCACCACAUAUUCUGUUCAAGGGUCUGGAGUGGACCCAUACAAGAGGUGA